AACGGCAAUACGUAAUAACCUUGCCACUCCCUGCAGUGCUGUGAUACCCUGGUCAGACCUUCUGAUUAAUUAUUACAAAUUCUGUUCUUAGUCAACGAAUUUUAGUUCAUGAAAUGUAAAGCAGCGCUAAACAGACAUAUUUCAGCAUAAUCUAGAGGUUGUCUGACGUGCAUGUGAUUCUGUAUGUAAAUAGCUACAUGUAUAAUAAAGGUCCGUUGCUACUGUAUCAUUAAAGUAUCAGUUGGUGUAAAUGCCGGAUCACUGAUGCGCUCGUGGCCCAAAAAUGUGGAGGUGUGUCCUCAUAUAGCGUCCUAAACGGUAUUGCCACGAUGCUUUCCUGAUUAGAGUUAUAUUGGUCAGUCAGGGUAUUAAAGGGAUCCCCUCCCUCUUCAGAAGAGCAUGAUAUAAUUGUAAACAAAGCUAUAAUAGCAUUACAUUCGGCCUUUGAUAUUUUUGGGUUGCCAAGUUGUUGCCCAACUUUGCUUAGUGUGGUUAAACAAGAAAACUGUUGAGUGCAUGUCCAGGAAUAGUCCUGGGAACGAAGAGAAAGAAAACACACCGAAGCCAAUCCAAAGAUCUCAGCCACAGGAUUUUGCUCUAUGGCCAGAUAAGCUAUAAAACACAUUUGAGCUUUGCCUCAUCACUGAGGCCCACUGGGAUACUGCAAUAUACAUGAUAAAAUGAUUUCUUUUCCAUAUAUGCAAGAGACUGCUGGGAUGAACAUUUGUGGUGCUUUUGGAUAACCGAAGGAACAGAAAACAUUUCAUGUGAGAAGAAAACAAUGAUGACCUUGAUCAGGGAACUCUGUUGUGGAAAAUUUUCGUACUCUCUCACAAUGGUCUCUCUGCCAGUGUUCAGCGUCAGACCAUAAGCAACAAACAGAGACACACAAACAAAAGGGGCCUGAUCCGCUCAUGCUGUUUUGGAUGGACUGUCCAGCUCUGUACAAUGAAGAGACCCAAGCAGCAGUCACAGUCUCUCAGUUUUCUCAGCUUCUUCAGCCGAAAGCCCAAAUCUGACCCCAAGAUUGAGAAGCCCACCGGGACUUUAAACAAGGAGGAAGUGGCCAUUACUCUCACACCCAAUGAGCAUGAGCAUGUGGAACAAGACCAGGCUCACAGUGAUGUUGGAUUAAAGGGCGGUAGGGAUGGAGGAGAUCCUGGGAAAGGGGGAGGAGGUGGAGUGGGAGAUGACGAGGGAGGUGCAGAGUGUGGGAGCAGUGGCUCAAUGGGUGUACUGUCCUUGUCCUCCUCCAGUCAGGAGCAGCUGCUGGAGCACCUGGUCGAGUGCCCGCUCUGCCUCCUGAGUCAACCACGCGGCCACUUCCCUCGCUUGUCCUCCUGCCAGCACCGUGCUUGCACCGACUGUUUGCGCCAAUACCUACGCAUCGAGAUCUCAGAGAGCCGUGUGGGUAUCGCCUGCCCACAGUGCCCUGAAGCUCUGGCUCUGCCCGAUGUCCGUACCAUCCUGGAUGACGGUGCACUGCUAGAGCGCUUCGAAGAGUUUCAGCUGCGCCGCUUUCUGGCUGCUGACCCAGACACGCGCUGGUGCCCGGCACCAGAUUGCAGCUAUGCAGUGAUAGCUUAUGGCUGUGCCGAGUGCCCUAAGCUGAGCUGUGGUCGGGAAGGCUGUGAAACCGAGUUUUGCUACCACUGCCGCCAGCUGUGGCACCCAGAUCAGACUUGUGACCAAGCCAGGCGUCAGCGCGCUCGCCACACGUCAGGAGCCAAUGAUGUUUCCACGCUCUACGUCUUCAACGAGGAGCCUGGUGAUGCAGAGGAGAUCAAGCCCUGUCCACGUUGUGGUGCCUACAUCAUGAAGACUAAUGAUGGCAGCUGCAACAGAAUGAACUGUACAGUCUGUGCUUGUCAGUUCUGUUGGCUGUGCAUGCAGGAGAUAACUGAUGUGCACUACCUCAGUCCUUCAGGCUGCACUUUCUGGGGAAAGAAGCCGUGGUCGCAGACCCGCAAGGUUUUGUGGCAGGUCGGCAUGCUGCUCGGGGCUCCGGUGAUGAUCUCACUCAUAGCAGGCAUUGCCAUACCAGUCAUUAUUGUGGGCAUCCCGAUUUAUAUGGGCCGCAAGGUUCAUGGUCGCUGUAAGAAAAACAAUAUCUCAGGAAGUAAACAUUAUCUGACAGUGGCCAGUGGGGUCAUGAUGUCUGUUUUUGUGUCUCCAGUCAUAGCAGCCAUUACUGUGGGAGUGGGGGUGCCUCUUAUGUUGACGUACGUCUACGGGGUUGUGCCCAUGUCGCUGUGUCGUAAUGGCUGGUGCAGGCCACAAACUGAACCUCCUGAAGUACGGAACAUACAGCUGGAAGAUCUGGCCAACUAUCUUCUAUUUUCUCAUGUAGUCAGUGAUCAUUGGACUGGUCAGACCAACCCAUCUCUAUCCGACGGAGGCAUACAGGAAGUGAGUGUGAAUGUGGAGGAAGUGAUGCCGCUUCCCAGCACCAGUGUGGUCCAGUCUGGAGCCAAGGGCUCAGUUGAACUUCCAAAUGAUGGAUAUGUUGAUAGCAAAGUGCAGGUUGUUCAGUCAGAUGACGUGGAUGUAGCUGAGGAGUGUGCCUUCAGUAGCACACAAACAUUCGCUCUGAGCAGGGAAGGGACUAAUAUUGAGGUCCGUGUGGAGAUCGAGACCCAGCCACGGGACAGCCGGAAGCCGAGUCUUAGCAGUAUUCUGUCUAGCAAGAGCCUGUCUGCAGAAUCGCUCAGCCAGCCCUGUGAACCUCGGUGUGCCUCUCACCAGGCAGGGAGCACCGACCCCGUGUCAUUUCCUGAGAUAGACAGCGUCUGAGCAAAUCCUGGCAAACCACUGCUUCCACGGCCCACCUACACUCCCACUGGGUGCUUCCAGCCUCUGCCUGCAAACACAGAGAGCCAGCGACAUGGAAACCAACACACAGAGAGCGUGAAAGAAAAAAGAGAGGGAGAGCUGAAGAUGAGAGGCCAGGGCUGCUGACAAAAUGCCACGGAGGGGAUUAAAGACGAUCAUUUAAACUCAAAUGACCAAGCGCAUGUUUGUCAACGAGUUUGAGGAGUGCUAAUCAAUUUUAUACUGUGUUCUAUAGGAAACAGUGCCUGUUUGGAUGCUGGUCUGUUUAAUUUAUUCAGUUAGCUUUUCUUUUAGCUGUACCCUUUUAUCUAAUGACCAUAUGGUUCGUAUCCCCUGACUUAUCCAUAGGGGGAAAAAAGGAAAAAUAAUUAAAGUACGGAUUAAUAGCAUGGUUAAUUCUGCCACAGUUGCUACCUUGACAUAUUAUGUGACUAGCAACAUGGUGAAAUGCAGUAAGUCUUGUUCUGCAGGCUAAUGCUAACUUGGGUAAUGAGCUUUUCCCUCCAUUCAUUUGGAUUAUGCAAUUUGUAAACUGUUACAUUUUCAUAAAGGAGUAGCAAAAUCUGUCUAGAAUUAGCCUUCUGUAUCAUACUGUUUUUAAUAUGUCCUGAUUAUGAUAAUCUUAGGUUAAAACAGAUGAUUUUAGGGAACAUAAACAUCAUGUUGCUCAGAAAACUGAGGAUCUUGUUUCUCCCUCUGUUCACUUUUAGAUUUUUAUUUCUGCAGUAAAGGUUUUUGUUUUUGAAUCAAGCCCAUUAACUAAAGAGAGCACCUUAUCUCAAACUUCUACACUGACAGUUUCAGUUUCUUACUAAUUAAUUCCUUGUCUUGGUACCCCAGAGCCAACAGUUGUAUAAUGUCUAGACUACUGGUAUUUUUGACAUUCAGUAUCAAUGGAGGAACUCAGAAUGCUAGAUCAGGCCUCUAAUACAAACUUUCCCCCUCUUUCCUAUUCAAAAAUGAGCAGCGGACAACCCUGUUUAAAGUGUAAAAGACCUCCAGGAGUUUCCAAAGUUGAACCUUCAUAGCUGCACUGCAGAUUGGAAACAAUGAAUGGAACAGUGUGUCAAUAAAAAAGAUUUGUAUUGAACGGUGA
This is a messenger RNA of Carassius carassius (crucian carp), 3928 nucleotides long. RefSeq names its product E3 ubiquitin-protein ligase RNF19B. The record is from RefSeq and is a predicted model, not a curated record. Gene Ontology annotation, biological process: ubiquitin-dependent protein catabolic process; protein polyubiquitination; positive regulation of proteasomal ubiquitin-dependent protein catabolic process. Gene Ontology annotation, molecular function: ubiquitin protein ligase activity; ubiquitin conjugating enzyme binding; zinc ion binding. Gene Ontology annotation, cellular component: cytoplasm; ubiquitin ligase complex. The transcript has 10 exons. Bases 949 to 2793 code for a protein of 614 amino acids. NCBI's taxonomy places the organism in Eukaryota, Metazoa, Chordata, Actinopteri, Cypriniformes, Cyprinidae.